AUGUGGCUUUUGCACAGACACCGGCGCAGUUUGCUCCUACCUCCCCGUGGGGCAGGAGACCACCCCGUAGGUGGUGCCGAUCCGGGUGAUAGCCGCGGGACUGACUGCGAUAGGUUCGACCCGGCCAGCGCGGCUCUCAUGGAGAGGCUGAACUAUGUCGUGUCUCUUCUGGAAACUCAGCAGACGCAUUCCGCGUCGAGUGCCCCGGCGAUCACGCCGGGGUCUAUUUCUAAUACCGUGUCGCCGGGGUGGCCGGUAAUUGCCCAGGACCACAUCCCGCAACUACCUCCGCAAGUGCUUUCACAUUGCAAUCUGUCUUGUCGCGUGUUGCAGUGGCCAAUUAUCAGCAGCGAAGGAUACAAUGCAGUAUUGGAGUCGCUAUUUUUGUCGGAAAAGAGUAAUCCAGAGUCGCGUUUAUCGCGUCCCCAGAGUGUCACUGAAGAAGACUUCCCGGCCCAUGCUCGUGCGUUUCUCGCCAACGUUCAUACUAAAAACCCAGUGGUGGAGUAUAAAACAUUGAUGCGAUAUUCGAAUGACGCCGCAGAGAAUGGCGUCGGUUGGGAUGGACCCAGUUGUUUGGUUCUACUAACAUCGGCACUUGGCAUUGUUUCAACCACAUUUCAACGUGUUUCAACAACACAGCAGGCUCAGCCGGAAUCCAAUAGAGAGCUCGCAGAUGCCUGUUAUUUCGCAGCCCGGAAGCGCAUCGGCUUACUGAGCGCCACAUCUUUACUCUAUCUUCAGUGCCACUUCCUUUCGGGUGUUUAUGAGAUGUAUAACCUGCGACCAUUGGAAGCCUGGCACUCAUUCUACGUGGUAUCCACCGCAAAGCCCUUGUACACUCGCACUAGAAACCCUGGAUCUGUCGAUGCGGAAACAAACGAUCUGGAACAGCGCCUCUUCUGGUCCGCCUCGAAGUCUGAGUUUGUGGAUGAUAUACCGCAGGAAUUCCCCCAGGAGGAAAGCUGGUACUACUACUUAUUCGAAGUAUCCCAACAACGCACGAUGUAUCAAGUCAUCAGCUCGUUUUACUCGAGCAGACAAGAUACGCAGCUACUCGAAGCCUCUGUUGGAGUACUGACACAAGAUGCGAUAGAAUUGGAGCGCCAUCAGACUCUAGCCGGGUCCAGGCUCCCUCCCUGGUUGCAGUUUGUCGAGGGCGAGGCCUCUGAUCGAGAAUUGCCAUACUUCGUGCGCACGCGCUCGCUUUCUGUACAAGACAGUAUUCUCCGACCCUUUUUGUUUCUUCUUAUCCACUCAACUACUCUCCAGUCGCCUACCAUUUAUGGAUUUGCUCAACGCUGUUUAGAAGGCUGCUACACUCUCAUCGAUCUAAACGAUAUCCAACAUCGCCAUCAUGGAAGCUGGUUCCAGGCCCGAGCAGCCUUCCGCUGCGCGCUCACCAUUCUUGCAGCAAAAAAGAGUGAGAAAAUCACCGUCCGCUCGGACUGGAGACAUUUCAUAGAUGUAUCCUUGAGUGUGGUGGAGUUUUGGGCAAAGGACGCCGACGACCUGCAAAGACUGGCGGUUGUCCUUCGCAAUCUUUAUGACAGUAUGGCAUCUUAUGAUUGA
Penicillium olsonii is the source of this 1572-nucleotide messenger RNA. Lineage: Eukaryota; Fungi; Ascomycota; Eurotiomycetes; Eurotiales; Aspergillaceae. The record is from the annotation of a GenBank genome assembly.